This is a messenger RNA of Lathyrus oleraceus (garden pea), 1181 nucleotides long. RefSeq lists its product as uncharacterized. The transcript is spliced from 8 exons. Lineage: Eukaryota; Viridiplantae; Streptophyta; Magnoliopsida; Fabales; Fabaceae. The record is from RefSeq and is a predicted model, not a curated record. Gene Ontology annotation, molecular function: translation release factor activity. Bases 222 to 923 code for a protein of 233 amino acids. Gene Ontology annotation, biological process: translational termination.
AGACUAGACUAUCCAAAUAAAAGAAAGUUGGUCGGAUGCAAAUGGAUAAAAGCGACAAGAUGAAGAUUAAAGAAAGUAACAAUUAAUGUCUUAUAAGUUAAUCAUAAGAAAUAAAUAAUUAAUCUCGUAUAACUUUGUUUUUCCUAAAAAUCGAAAUCAAAACUGAAAGGUACAAGGUUGGGAUUGUGGACGUGGUUUAAACUAAACAAAAACUUUAAUGUAUGGUAAUGGCUUCAACAACCACUAGAAUGGUGAAGGGGAUUUUGCUGUUACACCUCUCUCCCACACCCCCCUCCUCUUUGUUUCGCCUAACUCGCGACCUUUCUCGCCCUUUCUUCCUCCCCUCUCUUCAAUUAAAGCGUUCGCGCCCUACCACCGCAAUUCGAUGCGCUUCCUCAGCUUCAGAUUCUGGAAACAAAGUUUCCUCUCGGUUAUCACAGGUUCAGCAGCUUCUUCAAGAAGCCGAGCACCGAUCUCUCUCCGCCGAUAACAAUGGCCCCAUUCCUAAAAUCACUUUGGAUAACGUUACCGUGAGCUUUGCUAGAAGUGGAGGACCUGGGGGUCAGAAUGUCAAUAAAGUGAACACCAAGGUCGACAUGCGGUUCAAUGUUGGAAAUGCAUAUUGGCUAAGUGAAAGGGUCAGGGAGAAGAUUUUGCAGAUGGAGAAAAACCGCAUUAACAAGGAUGGAGAGCUUGUGAUUACUUCAACCAAAACUAGAACACAGAAGGGUAAUAUUGAUGAUGCUUUGGCAAAGCUUCAGGAAAUCAUUGAUGCAGCGUCUUAUGUCCCACCACCUCCCUCAGAAGAGCAAAAGAAGAAAAUCGCAAAGUUGGCUGCUAUAGGAGAGCACAAACGCCUUAAAAGUAAGAAAGUGCAAUCAGAUAAGAAGGCUCAAAGAAGAAGUAAAAGUAGUUGGGACUAAUGUAUUGAUUUUCCAGAAUCUUUAAAUUAUUUAUCAUCUUAGGUACAAAAGCACAACAAUCCUUUGAUACAACCAUAAUUGAAUACAUACACAUCAAGAUGAAUGGUUGAAGAAAACCAAGUUAAAACAUUAAUCAACAGGAAGGAUAUUUUCAAAGUGAUUUAUGGCUGUAUAGUGUUGUUCAUAAUUGUGACGUAGCUACGAUUUAAUGCAAUAGAAAAAUUUCUAAUUGAAGUGCUAUAUUGCUUUUAUCUACAA